Notodromas monacha is the source of this 583-nucleotide messenger RNA. The record is from the annotation of a GenBank genome assembly. Lineage: Eukaryota; Metazoa; Arthropoda; Ostracoda; Podocopida; Cyprididae.
AUGCAAGUGGAAUGGGUGAGAGUGGAUUGUCUCACAUGGUCCUGCAUUGCAGUUGCGGAUCAGAAGAAAUCAGCUUGUGACAGGGAACGAUCCCGGAUGCAAGAAAUGAACAGAGCUUUUGCAGCAUUGAGAAGACAGCUUCCCUUUUAUUGUCAACCAGGAAAAAAGAUUUCCAAGAUCGAGUCUCUCAGGGUGGCCAUUAGGUACAUGCGGCAUCUGGAAAUACUAACACAAUGCGGUCCCAACGACUCGCCGCCACCGGACUGGGACCCGCCGCCGUAUUUGGUCCACGCGGCGCACGCCAAUCGGAAAUGCGCCAAGCAACAGGGCCAGGAAUGGCCCGUUCAACCCCUUUUGGCCGAAACAGGACUGCAAUAAAGCGAGGGUAACACCCCGUGAAUGAGAAUAUGGCGGAACAAGGGGGGCACUUUGCAGGAGAUACAGAAGGGAAUGGGUUCCGGUGUGUGAGGGUUGUUAUUGAUGUGCUGUGGCUUUUUUUUUAUAUAUUUACUCGCUGUUAUUGUGCGUGCCAUUCCGUGAUGUGCUGAUGAGAUUAUUGAAAAUCUGGAUUCUGCUGAAGUGA